AUUCCGUGCCACAACAUAAUGAUGUCACGUUUAAUACGAGACCGGCUAAAAUCUUGAUGUUUCCACAUGAACCACGAUCGUUAGAUAUGCUGUAGUUUUAACAAUGCAACUCUAGACGAGUUAACUUUUAUGCAAUACAGCAAAAACCAAGUUAUCCCAGUAUAAUACUGAUAAUAAUGCAAUACGUUAAUAAAAUAUGUCAUGUAACAUUGGUAUAGUGCGACGCUAUCUGUUAUUCUCAAUCUGAGAUAUCCUAUUAUAUCAAUAUCACAAUGGUCAAGGUCAAUCGUUCGCAAGAGUAACCUGAAUUUAUUUUGAUUAUUGAUAAAAUUGCUAGCACUAACGAGAUAAUCAUAAUAUGCACGACGUGUACUUCCUGCCGUACAUAUAUAAAUCUAAGGAAAAAUAUAGUUAUUGUUAAUAAAAACGUUUUUGCGUUGAGUUAACAUGUGGUUACCAAUCCUUUUGCUGUUUCUCUUGACGUGUCAAAUUUCUACCUCGAUUGCUCUUUAUAACGAAGAAAAUAUUGGAUUCCGAAGAGAUUUAACACGUGUUAAAUUCGGUGAAGGAGUGCGAGAUUGGUUUCGAACUUUAAAAGAUCGUCUGUUAGGAAGGAAAACUGAAUAUAACGAUUCAGAAAAUGGAGACAUGAUAAAUCUCAACAAAGCUGAGAUACAGGAUCGCGUUCGUAACUCUGGUGGAUUCUUUGUAGAUUUGUCUAAAAUAACAUUUGAUCCGAAAUACGAUAUCGGAUUUCGUAUUGGUCGUUGGUAUUUCAUUCGAAUGGGAGACACAAUUGAUAAUGAAUUUGUCUAUAAUGAUUCAAGGGAAUGGGAUAUGCCUUCUUCAUUCAUGCCUGAUCAAUCAACGCAUCAAUUAUCCGAUAAUGAUUGGUCAAAUGAUAAUUAUAACAAUAUAUUCAAAACCAUGUUGUCUCCACCAACCACGGAAACUACAUUUUCGACGGAGCAAACCAUAACGGAAAGUGAUGCAAUUGAAAGUUAUACUACCGAGGCAUCUGUGAUACUACUGGAAAACAACGAAACUGAAUCAAUAGGCAAUUCAGCUUCUGUUGAAGUUAUAUUCCCGUAAUAAAGUAAUCUUAAAUCUAUA
Messenger RNA from Vespa crabro (European hornet), 1113 nucleotides. RefSeq lists its product as uncharacterized. The coding region runs from base 448 to 1092 and encodes 214 amino acids. The record is from RefSeq and is a predicted model, not a curated record. Lineage: Eukaryota; Metazoa; Arthropoda; Insecta; Hymenoptera; Vespidae. The transcript is spliced from 3 exons.